AACUUUACCAAUCGUCGUUGCUCACAUGAAGAAGUCGUCGGAUAAGUCACCGGUGCGGCGACAUGACACGGCGAAGCAAUUCAACUCUGACGAAGUGUCUUCUUCUAGUUCCUUCACUGAUUCCGAGUCGACUUGUUCCUUUUUGACUCCCUCUAUGGAGUUCCCGCAUCGCAUCAGUUUCCGGCAAAUAGAUUUGAGUGAAGCAGCUCCUAGUUCAACGAAUCUGGACAUUACUGAGUUGACUCGUUUCGAUUCGAGUGAGACUGAGGUGAUACCUUCCGAGUCGAAUAAGAUUGAGAAUUUAGCUCCCAAUGAAGAUAUUUCUGUUUCAACUUCUUCGUCGAUGACGCGCUCUUUGUUUAUCGAUAGAAUUCUAGCUCGUAUGAAGAAAUCUCCUCUUCUUUCACCGGGAAGAAGAGGAGAUAAGACAAGUCCGGUGCGGCGGUUAGACCGUCGUGAUGCGUUGAGGAAUAUCAAUUAUGAUGCAGGUGAAGAUUCUUCUUCGUUGUUGAUGACUCGUUCUUUGGAUUUCCCGAAUCGUACUAGUUUUCGAGUCGGUGGAAUUGAUGAAGGAGAAAUUGAUAGGAUUUAUCGGUAUUUUGAUGUUUCCGGUCCUGAAGAUUUUGCCAUUUCUUCUGAUGCUUGGGAAGCUGGUAAGGAGCGUUCCUCUUCAGAUGUUGUUAAUAGGUUGAAGUCUCUUGACAUUGAUUGUCACGAGGUUCAGAGUCAGGGUUUGAGUGAAGCAGGUCCUAGUGGUGUUGUUGUUGCUUCUAAUUUGACGCUUUCCGAGUCGAACAAGAUUGAGAACUUAAGUAGUUUGACGGAUAAGGAAGUUGUUGAUGGUGGUACUGUGGAGAACAACGGGGGUAUUGAACAAAAACCGCCUAUUUUGGUGAAGUCGAGAGGAUAUCUUGUUCCCAAUGAUGUGGUGGCUGUUGGUGGUGGAAUUAAGGGGGUAAGACCACCGGUACUAAACCUUACUCUGGCUGAUAAGGAAGUUGUUGAUGUUGGUAUGGUGGAGAACAAGAGUGAUAUUGAACGGAAACCAACUAUUUUGGUGAAGUCAAAAGGGUAUCUUGUUCCCAAUGAUGCGGUGGUUGUUGGUGGUGGAAUUAAGGUAAUACCACCGGUACUAAACCUUCCUCAAGAAAAUAAGGAAGUCGUUGAUGGUGGUACGGUAGAGAAUAGGAGUGGUAUAAAGGGGGUAGGACCAUCGGUACUUAAGCCUCCUCCGGUGAUGAAGCUACCUCCAGUUGAUCUUCCGGGAUCAUCUUGGGAUUUCCUUACUGAUUUUGCUCCGGAUAAUGAAACAGUUAGGCGGCCAAGUUCCUCUUCUUCUUCCGAAAAUGGUUGUGAUGAAGAGGAAGCUGGGGAUGAAAAAGUGGAAACGGAAGAGACGGGAGAUAUGUUUAUCCAAGUGGAUGAUACGACUGAUGAGGCAUGCUCAUUCACUACAAAUGAGUGUGACUCCUCAAGUUCAGUAUCCAAUACCUCGCCGAUUUAUGUCUCUGGAGGAUCUAUCAAUACUUCUUGGCAAAAGGGUCAACUUCUGCGACGAGGAUCAUUUGGCUCUGUGUAUGAAGCCAUUUCAGAAGAUGGGCUCUUCUUUGCUGUCGAGGAAGUUUCACUUUUAGAUCAAGGAAGUCAGGCACAAGAAUGCAUACAACAACUUGAGGGGGAAAUUGCACUACUUAGUCAGCUUGAGCAUCGGAAUAUUCUGCGAUACCGUGGCACAGACAAGGAUGGGUCAAAUUUGUAUAUUUUUCUUGAGCUUGUAACCCAAGGGUCCCUUCUAAAACUCUACCAAAGAUACCAGCUUCGGGAAUCUGUAGUCUCCUUGUACACAAAACAGAUUCUUGACGGCUUGAAAUAUCUUCACGAUAAAGGUUUUAUUCACAGGGACAUCAAAUGUGCAAAUAUAUUGGUGGACGCUAAUGGCGCUGUCAAACUUGCAGAUUUUGGAUUGGCAAAGGUGUCCAAGUUAAACGACAGUAAAUCCUGCAAGGGAACUCCAUUUUGGAUGGCUCCGGAGGUUAUUAACCCCAAGGGUAAUGAUGAUGGCUAUGGAAGUCCAGCUGAUAUAUGGAGCCUUGGUUGCACUGUGCUAGAAAUGUGUACUGGUCAUAUCCCCUACUCUGGUCUAACACCCGUUGAAGUCCAGAUUAGGAUCGAAAGGGGUACGCUUCCAGACAUACCUGAUAAUCUAUCGCUAGACGCUCAGGAUUUCAUAGUUACAUGUCUCAAAGUGAACCCCGAAGAGCGGCCAACUGCAGCUGAGCUGCUGAACCAUCCAUUUGUGAGAAGGCCCUUACCAUCCUCGAGCUCAGGAUCAGCAUCUCCGCUUAUCUGUAGAUGAGUCUAAUUUUAGUAGAUUGCCUCUAUAGGUGAAGCUUCUGGUUUCGUGAUAAUGAAAAAUAUAUUAGAAU
Messenger RNA from Arabidopsis arenosa, 2426 nucleotides. The record is from the annotation of a GenBank genome assembly. NCBI's taxonomy places the organism in Eukaryota, Viridiplantae, Streptophyta, Magnoliopsida, Brassicales, Brassicaceae.